CGGUCCAAUACUGCGUGACGUGACGGGAAAAGGGGGAGCUCGCGGCCAGUGGCGGCGGUGGCGAUAGUGGCGACCUGGGGAUCGACCUGGAGGGGCCUGGGCAACGUGCAGAGACCUCUAGAUCCAGCGCGAGGGACCUCCCGCCGGGAUGCCAGGGGAGCAGAUGGACCCUACUGGAAGUCAAUUGGAUUCAGAUUUCUCCCAGCAAGACACUCCUUGCCUGAUAAUAGAAGAUUCUCAGCCUGAAAGCCAGGUUCUGGAAGAAGAUGCAGGUUCUCACUUCAGCGUGCUGUCUCGACACCUUCCCAAUCUGCAGAUGCACAAAGAGAACCCCGUGUUGGAUAUUGUGUCAAAUCCGGAACAAACUGCUGCAGGACAAGGAGACAGCAAUAGCUCGUUCAAUGAACAUCUGAAAGACAACAAAGCUUCAGACCCUGUGGAGUCUUCUCAUUUGGGUACUAGCAGUUCCAUCAGUCAGGUCAUUGACCGGUUACCUCAGCCAAACAGGACAAGCAGUGCUCCGGGAGUGACAGUAGAAGCUGCUUCUCUCCCAGAGGAGAAGGAGGAGGAGUUGGAAGAGGAGAAGGAAGAGGUGGGAGCAAAUGCUCCUGAUGCUGACACACACUCCCUUGCUGCUGAAGAUUCUACUUCAUCACAGCUGGGCUUUGGAGUUCUGGAACUGUCCCAGAGCCAGGAUGUUGAAGAACAUGCAGUGCCAUAUGAUGUCAACCAAGAGCAUCUGCAGUUGGUGACCACUAACUCGGGUUCUACCCAGCUGUCUGCUGUGGAUGCAAGUACUGUAAUUAAAUGUGAAGAACAGUCCACUGAAGAUAUCUCCAUGAUAGAACAACCCAGCAAAGACAUUCCUGUUACAGUACAGCCCAGUAAAGGUGUCCAUGUGGUAGAAGAACAGAAUCUACCACUUGUAAGGUCCGGAGACCUGCCUUCCAGCCCUCAAGUCUCUGUUGCUGCUGUGGAGACGAAGGGACAGGCACCGGCCCGAGAGCUGCUGGACGGGGAGCCGCAGGCUCAGACCUCAGCAGAGCCUGAGGUUUCCUCAACUCAGGAAGACUUGUUUGACCAGAGUAGUAAAACAGCUUCUGAUGGUUGUUCUACUCCUUCAAGGGAGGAAGGUGGGUGCUCUCCGGUUUCCACCCCUGCUACCACCCUGCAGCUCCUGCAGCUAUCUGGUCAGAAGCCCCUUGUUCAGGACAGUCUUUCCACGAAUUCCUCAGAUCUUGUUGCUCCUUCCCCUGAUGCCUUCCGAUCUACCCCUUUUAUCGUUCCUAGCAGUCCCACAGAACAAGGAGGGAAAAAAGAUGAGCCCAUGGAUAUGUCAGUGAUACCUGAAGGAGGGGAGCCUUUCCAGAGGCAUCAUGAUGACGACGCAGUGGAGAUAGAAAAACCCCUUCUCCCAUCCCAGCCAACUGUAUCACCGCAGGCAUCAACUCCAGUGUCUCGGAGCACGCCAGCUUUCACUCCUGGCUCACUUCCCAUCCCGUCCCAGCCCGAGUUCUCUCAUGACAUUUUCAUUCCAUCACCAAGUUUGGAAGAACCGUCAAAUGAUGUGAAGAAAGGUGGAGGUUUGCAUAGCUCGUCUCUCACCGUUGAGUGUUCUAAGACUUCAGAGAGUGAACCAAAGAAUUUCACUGAUGACCUUGGGCUCUCCAUGACAGGGGAUUCUUGCAAACUGAUGCUUUCUACAAGUGAGUAUAGUCAAUCCUCAAAGAUGGAGAGCAUGGGUUCUCCCAGGACUGAGGAAGAUGGAGAGAACACACAGACUGAUGAUACUGAACCCUCGUCUCCAGUUACCAAUUCUAAACUUCCUGCUGAAAGUGAAAAUGUUCUGGUGACUCCAGCACAGGACAACCAGGUAGAAAUGAGUCAGAAUGUAGAUAAAGCAAAAGAAGAUGAAACGGAGGACAGAGGUGAGGCUGGUGUUUUAGCUGCUGGCUGUAAAGGCAGAGAAGACUCGGUUGCUGAAGACGUUUGCAUCGACCUCACUUGUGAUUCUGGGAGUCAGGCAGUUCCUUCUCCAGCUACCCACUCGGAGGCACUUUCCAGUGUCUUAGAUCAGGAGGAAGCUAUGGAAAUUAAAGAACACCAUGCAGAGGAAGGGUUUUCGGGAUCUGAAGUAGAAGAAGUCCCUGAGACUCCCUGUGGAAGUCACAGAGAGGAGCCCAAAGAAGAACCGAUGGAAAGUAUCCCAUUGCAUCUUUCUCUGACUGAAACUCAGUCUGAGGCAUUGUGUCUUCAGAAGGAAGCCCCCAAAGAGGAAUGCCCAGAAGCUAUGGAAGUUGAAACCAGUGUGAUUAGUAUUGACUCCCCCCAGAAGCUGCCUGUACUGGACCAGGAAUUAGAACAUAAGGAUCCAGAAACCUGGGAAGAAGCUACUUCUGAGGACUCCAGUGUUGUUAUCGUGGAUGUGAAGGAGCCCUCUCCUAGAGGUGAUGUUUCCUGUGAACCUCUGGAGGCAGUGGAGAAAUGCUCAGAUUCCCAGUCCUGGGAGGGUGUGGCUCCAGAGGAAGAACCACGUGCUGAGAGUAGAUUAGAUACUCCAGAGGAAGAGAGUGUAGAGUGUGAUGGAGGUUCAAAAGCAGAGACCACAGAAAAGGACUCUGUGACAGAAGACUCUCCACAACCUCCUUUGCCUUCAGUGAGAGACGAGCCUGUCAGACCCGACCAGGAGACACAGCAGCCCCAAGUUCAAGAGAAAGAGAGCUCAGUGACCGUAGAUGCAAACGUGGCUGAUGACAAGCAACUGGGAUCAGAGGGUGCAUGCCAGCAGCUUGAGAAGGCCCCUGCCCAAGCCUCGCAAAGUUUCUGUGAAAGUUGUAGUGAAACCCCAUUUCAUUUCACUUUGCCUAAAGAAGGUGAUAUUAUCCCACCAUUGACUGGCGCAACCCCACCUCUUAUUGGGCACCUAAAAAUGGAUCCCCAGAGUCAUAGUACUCCUAUUGGGAUUAGCAACUAUCCAGAAAGCACCAUAGCAACCAGUGAUGUUAUGUCUGAAAGCAUGGUGGAGAUCAAUGACCCUCUACUUGGGAAUGAAAAAGGGGAUUCUGAGUCUGCCCCAGAAAUGGAUGGAAAACUGUCUCUGAAGAUGAAACUGGUUAGUCCUGAGACAGAGGCCAGUGAAGACUCUUUGCAGUUUAGCCUGGAAAAGCCUACAACUGCUGAGAGAAAAAAUGGAUCUACUGCCAUUGCUGAGCCUGUUGCCAGUCCCCAGAAGCCUGUGUCCGUGUUUGGCUGCAUCUAUGAAGCCCAGCAAGAGAAGGAGGCACAAAGUGAGGAUCCUCCCUCUGCACCCAGCAGGGCGAAUUUACUCCAUUUUCCAAGUGCGCAAGAAGAAGAAGACAAAGAAAAACCGGAUGUUACCCCAAAGCUCAGGCAGAGUGAACAGCCUGUGAAGCCGAUUGGGCCUGUGAAGAAUGCUGCUGCUUCUGAGGACUCUGUCUCCUCUGUUUCCCAGCAGAGGGCCUCCCAGGGGUCAUUCAGUCCUCAUGAGGAAGUCAUGGAAACAGACCUGCUAGAAGGACUGGGUGCUGACCAGGACAGACCUAAGAUCUUGAUGGAAAGGCCCACCCAGAGUAACAUAGGAAUCCAGACCGUGGACCAUUCCCUGUGUGCCCCAGAAACUGUCUCAGCAGCAACCCAGACUGUGAAGAGUGUAUGUGAGCAGGGGACCAGUACAGUGGAGCAGAACUCUGGGAAACAAGAUGCCACUGUGCAGACUGAGAGGGGGAGUGGAGAGAAGCCUGCCAGUGCUCCUGUGGACGACACAGAGUCCCUCCACAGCCAGGGGGAAGAAGAAUUUGAAAUGCCUCAACCUCCACAUGGCCACGUCUUGCAUCGCCACACGAGAACGAUCCGAGAAGUCCGUACACUUGUCACCCGUGUCAUCACAGAUGUUUAUUAUGUGGAUGGGACAGAAGUAGAAAGGAAAGUAACGGAGGAGACUGAAGAACCAAUCGUAGAGUGUCAGGAAUGUGAAACAGAAGUUUCGCCUUCACAGACUGGAGGUUCCUCUGGGGACCUGGGGGACAUCAGCUCCUUCUCCUCCAAAGCUUCCAGCUCACACCACACAUCCAGUGGAACAAGUCUCUCAGCCAUACACAGCAGUGGCAGCUCAGGGCGAGGAGCUGGGCCACUCAAAGGAAAAACCAGUGGGACAGAAGCUGCAGAUUUUGCCUUACCCAGUUCCCGAGGAGGCCCAGGAAAACUGAGUCCUAGAAAAGGGGUCAGUCAGACAGGGGCACCAGUGUGUGAGGAAGAUGGUGAUGCAGGCCUUGGCAUCAGACAAGGAGGAAAGGCUCCAGUUACACCUCGUGGGCGUGGGCGAAGGGGCCGCCCACCUUCUCGGACCACUGGAACCAGAGAAACAAUUGUGUCUGGUCCCUUGGGCACAGAAGACACCUCACCUAGCAUGUCACCAGAUGACAAGUCCUUCACCCGCAUUAUGCCCCGUGUGCCAGACUCCACCAAGCGGACGGAUGCCAGUUCUAGUACUUUGCGGCGGAGUGAUUCUCCAGAGAUUCCUUUUCAGGCUGCUACUGGUUCCUCUGAUGGCUUGGAUUCCUCCUCUUCAGGAAACAGCUUUGUGGGGCUCCGUGUUGUAGCCAAGUGGUCAUCCAAUGGCUACUUUUACUCUGGGAAAAUCACCCGAGAUGUUGGAGCUGGGAAGUAUAAGCUGCUCUUUGAUGAUGGGUAUGAAUGUGAUGUGUUGGGCAAAGACAUUCUCCUGUGUGACCCCAUCCCCCUGGACACUGAAGUGACAGCCCUCUCAGAAGAUGAAUAUUUCAGUGCAGGAGUGGUGAAAGGACAUAGGAAGGAGUCUGGGGAGCUGUAUUACAGCAUUGAAAAAGAAGGCCAAAGGAAGUGGUAUAAACGAAUGGCAGUCAUUCUGUCCUUGGAGCAAGGAAACAGACUGAGAGAGCAAUAUGGGCUUGGCCCAUAUGAAGCUGUCACACCACUCACAAAGGCAGCAGAUAUCAGCUUAGACAAUUUGGUGGAAGGAAAGCGGAAACGGCGCAGUAACAUGAGCUCCCCAGCCACCCCCACUGCCUCCAGCAGCAACAGUGCAACACCCACACGUAAAACCACAGAGAGUCCCCGUGCUUCCACGGGAGUUCCAUCAGGCAAAAGGAAACUUCAGACUUCUGAAGAGGAACGGUCCCCUGCUAAGCGAGGGCGAAAGUCUGCCACCAUGAAACCUGGGACAGUGGGGGCAGCAGAGUUUGUGAGCCCCUGUGAGACUGGAGACAACACAGGUGAGCCUUGUGUCCUGGAAGAGCCAAGAGGGCCAUUGCCCCUCAACAAGACCUUGUUUCUGGGCUAUGCCUUUCUCCUCACCAUGGCUACAACCAGUGACAAGCUGGCCAGCCGCUCUAAGCUGCUAGAUGGCCCUACAGGAAGCAGCGAAGAAGAGGAGGAAUUUUUAGAAAUCCCUCCUUUCAACAAGCAGUAUACAGAAUGCCAGCUUCGAGCAGGAGCUGGGUAUAUCCUUGAAGACUUCAAUGAAGCCCAGUGUAACACAGCCUACCAGUGUCUCCUAAUUGCCGACCAGCACUGUCGAACCCGGAAGUACUUCCUGUGCCUUGCCAGUGGCAUUCCUUGUGUGUCUCAUGUCUGGGUCCAUGACAGUUGCCAUGCCAACCAACUUCAAAACUAUCGUAAUUAUCUGCUACCUGCUGGGUAUAGCCUUGAGGAGCAACGGAUUCUGGAUUGGCAACCCCGUGAAAACCCUUUCCAGAACCUGAAGGUGCUCUUGGUGUCAGAUCAACAACAGAACUUCUUGGAGCUCUGGUCUGAGAUCCUUAUGACUGGAGGCGCAGCCUCUGUGAAGCAGCACCAUUCAAGUGCCCAUAACAAAGACAUUGCUUUAGGGGUAUUUGAUGUGGUGGUGACAGACCCCUCAUGCCCAGCCUCGGUGCUCAAGUGUGCUGAAGCCUUGCAACUGCCUGUGGUAUCACAAGAAUGGGUGAUCCAGUGCCUCAUUGUUGGGGAGAGAAUUGGAUUCAAGCAGCAUCCAAAAUAUAAACAUGAUUAUGUUUCUCACUAAAGAUACUUGGUCUUUCUGGUUUUAUCCCCUGCUAUUGUGGAGAUUGUGUUUUAAUCAGGUUUUAAGUGUUGUCUUGUGUGUAACUGUAUUCUUUGCAUGGACCUUGUACAUAGUUUUAUUUGCUGGACUUUUAUGAUAAAAUAAAUGUUGAAUCUCUUUGGUUGUAGUAACUGGGAUGUCUUCAUCUGUUUCUUUGAGCUUAAUCUCAGAACAUGGUAAACAUAGGACCUUCUCUUAAGUUUUCAGCAGGCUUGUCACUUUAGCAGUGCAGCAAACAAAGGGAGAUAAAAUACAGGAAUGAACAUUGUUCUGUGGCACCACUGUCAAUGUCAAAAGGCUCUCCCAGGCUACCUAAAAUGUCAUGCUUCCAAAAAUGCAGUUUCCAGUAGGCAAGGGCCUAGAUGAACAGGAAGUAGUGCUAAGUUGAGAGGGACUGGGGACAGCUCCCUGGGUAUCAAGAGUUUAUUGACAGAUGACCUGCUACUGGGAACACGGCCAGUUGUUAAUAAAUUGGACAGCGACUAUAAAUUUGCUGGGAUGGUUUUCUGUAAAAUAAGUUGUCACAACUGUUGGAAGUUAUUCCUUCCUCACACUCAUCACCAUAAUCCCUGUUAACAAAUAAAUAAAGGCUGUCUUAUUUUUAUGUAGAGCCAAGCAGUAAAUCCUUUUAGGCUGUGUGCUCACUCGUCCGUCUCAACUUCUUGUCUCGCUGUGAGAUGAAAGCAGCCAUAGUCAAUAGCUAUAUGAGUAUGUGUGGCCGUUUGAAUAGUACUUUAUUUACAAAAACAAGCAGCAGGCUGUUAUCUGCUAAGCCCUGCUUGUAGAGGCAACAAUGGAAGGGAUCGAUCCUCGAUAGUUGACGAGGACAGGAACUCGGCUUUCAUGGUGGGUGGUAGACAAUGUGGAGGAGAGGAUUCAAUGACUACAGACUGAGGCCCAGAGGCUGCAUUCUUGUCCAGCUUGGAGGGAAGGUAUGUCAAUGAACUGUUUGUCUAUGCUGAUGAGAACAUUAGUAUGUCCUCAGCCACUGGUGGCUAGGCUAUCUGACCAUAUAACCUUAACUCCUGUGCCAGGUCUAAGGUGGGAAAACUGGGUUGCAGUUUUCAGUUUCUAAAAUCUAAACAAUUUGACCUCUAUCACCUUUUAGCCAGAAUUGCCCUUUUACCAGUCUGAAAGAAUUAGAAUCCACUGGCUAAAUUCUUCAGAUAAAGGAUACUCAAAUCUUAAAUUUUGGGGAAGGAUAAAGAUAAUCUGUAUAGUUACAAAUUACAAGGUACAGAAAGCCCACAGCCUGUCUAAAGGGUUUUCUAAUUUGGUGGUAACAUAUAGAAGCUGACCUAUUCAGAAGCAUGAUUCCUUUCUUACAUAUGAGCCAAGCCUAAAAAUAUUUUAUCGAUCCCCAUUGUUUACUGUGGUUAUCUUCCAUAGGAAUAUUGUAAAUGCUCAAUAAACCACUGUUACACAAAUGAACCCACCCAAGAGAUGUCUUAGUGUAAAGGAUCAAAGCCUGCGUGUGGUCCGCAGAGAGAUAUCAAACCCCAGUUCCCUACAGGAACGGUAGGAAGGAUUUAUACCUCUGGACUUCUUCUAGAAGACCCUUUCAGCAGUCUGCAGGCAUCUGAUGAAUGACUAGAGAGUUUUGUUACAGACAUCAGAAUGUGUUAGGACUGUUCCUUCAUUUUCACAUCCCAAAACUAUAAAAAAAAAAAAAAGUUUCAUUAAACAUUAUGCCCAAUCUGAGAUAUAGCUAACAACAUGACAACAACACAGCUCUCUUAAGAAGCCGACUACCACUGGACAUCAGUAUUCGAUUUAAGGAAGUUUAGAAGAGGCACCAUAGCUGCACUGCUGCUAGUACAUGUCAGAGCGGGCUGUGGAAGCAAGACUGCCCUCAGAACAUAGCAGUACAUAACCUAACACGGAACUUACCCUCAGCUGUGUAGUGUUUUACUAUACUAAUGAAUUUCUCUAGAAAAUAAAUUCCAGUAACAGUAAAAUUGUGGAACAUAAUUACCCUACCUCCAUAUACCUCCCCACCCUUCCUGCAUCACUGAGCCUUGCUUAUAAAAUGAGGGCACUCUGGAGAUGAUGGCUAGAGUUGCAUUUUGGUCUUCUAUAGUUCAUUAACCCCCUCCUCCAAAUCUAGUAAGUGCCCCAUGGAUUGUUCGUUCCUACCUGCCCAGAGUUCCACCAGCCUGGGUAUAGUAUUUGUUAUAGUCUAGCCGGAGCAGUAACUGAGCCAAAUCUGAGUUGAUCUGGUGAUUCCGAACACUGGAAAGAAUCUUGAACAGGAGUGAAGACUGGCGACUAAAGCCCUGUGGAGAGAUCUGAACUGUCAGUGACCAGGAGGAGUGCUGGGUGCCCGGGGAUGGGGGGUGGGGUCUUUGGAAAAGCUUUGCUUAAAUGUUUGCAGGACCAACUACCUGGCCUUCCCAUAUUCCCAGUUCUAUCAGCUCCUAAAAUGACUUCUUAGUACCAUGUCUGUGAAAUGCAUGACUCCCAUGAAAGUACUUUCUCAUUAGUAGGAAUUUAACAACUCGUUUAAGAUUAAUAUAUUCCAUCACAUACUGGGAUUGCAGUGAGCUUGUUUUGUUACAAGGAGAUAAAUAUAGUCUGAGAUUAUAAUUACAAUGAGAUAGGAGGCUGGUUCAGGGAAGGAAGUGGGAUGUGAGAAAAUGAGCACAAAGCCAAUGCAUACUUGGUGGGCUGAAUAAACUAUUCAGGGCUGAACUAUUUUUGAACACUGUGAGGCAGCACAUUAUAAUCAUCUUUAAAACUCACCGAUACCAGCACUUUUUAUCUUGUCAUUUCUGUGUCUGUUCUGGAAAUGCUUUAUUGACCAGAGCAAAGACUGCUUGCUCCAUAGGUGGGGGUGGAGGUACGUAUUUUCAGUGGCUAGGCAGACUCACCUUCACGAGAAUGCUCAGCUGGGCAGCUCCGCGCUCAUCCAGUGGGCCCAGAUUCUGACUGACCAGUGAACAAAAACUGUGACAGAGAUCUAGGAUUUCAUUCAGGCAGUGAAACACCUACCCAAAAAUAUAGCUGGUGUUAAGAAAUGAAGAAAUUGCUGAGAAAUGCAAGGUUUGGGAAAAUAGUUUUUAACAGAUCCCAUGUCUGAUCUCAGCAAAGACACCACAACCUUCAAAGCUGUCUGGCCCUCCCAAGCAACAUACAGAAUAAACAUCCCUUCUUGGGACAGCUGGCUUCUCUGAGUCCCUGCACAAAACCUCUGCUCUAGUCACCAUUAAUUCAUCAUUUCUAAGACCCACUGAGUAUGCUCUUGCCUUUGAGCCCUGAGUGUUGUUCCCUGGGAUUUCUCUUCUCUUUAGUAACAGUUGAAGCCCCAUUCUGUGAAAUGCUCCUUCCCCACUGCAGCCUUUAGUGAUCUCUACCCUUCUGCUGUAGUAUCUGUGUUGUUCACUGGUGAUUGUCCGGGCCACCUGUGCUGUUGCUGACUUUUGUAUGUACAUGUCUUGUUUUCCAACUAGAUUGUGAGCUCCUUAAGGGCAGAGCCAUGACUUAUACCUCUUUGUAUCCCCAGUGCCUUGCAUACAGUAAGCACUCAAUAAAGACUUCAAUUAUGAU
Molecule: messenger RNA, 9646 nt
Organism: Mastomys coucha (southern multimammate mouse)
Lineage: Eukaryota; Metazoa; Chordata; Mammalia; Rodentia; Muridae
Gene: Tp53bp1
Product: tumor protein p53 binding protein 1
Exons: 28
Coding region: 149-6061 (1970 amino acids)
Biological process (GO): DNA damage checkpoint signaling; positive regulation of transcription by RNA polymerase II
Cellular component (GO): nucleus
Molecular function (GO): histone binding
Source: RefSeq, a predicted model, not a curated record